AUGCAUGAUAAGAGAUUUCGCCACGUGCCAUGACGACUUCAGUCUGAAGCCACCAGAUGGCGUUUUAAAGGACCAUACAUUUACAUGGCUAGGAUUUGUCCAAUAUGUUCAUGUAACAACAGGCCUGCCUCAUCACAGCAAGGCUCCCAGGGUGGUACUCAUCCACAAACAGUUUGCCGCAGGCACAGCUACCGACCUCUUAAUAUUACCAAAAAACUAUAAAUUGGGUAAUGUAGUGUUUGGUGACUAUGAGCGUGAUGAGGAGGAUUGUGGAAUGACUCGCAGUCAGGUGAAAAUGGGCCUGCAAUGCUCUCGAGCGUAUAUAGAAAUGCCCCUAAUUGAUAUAACACCGCAUCCAGAAUAUUCCAAAUUUGGUGUUGGAAAUAGUUUGGCCCUUAUAAAACUCAUUCGUCCGGUCAAAUCGAACUAUAUGAUACCGAUUUGUCUACCAUCGCUUACGGAACGGGAAAAAAAAAGAAGAAACAAAUUCGUGUUCAUGGUCGACUACUUAAGUUCUGUUCCAAGAGAUUUUGAUUCGGAAAAAAUGGCCAAGAAAAGUUUAAAAAUGUACACACAUAAAGAAUGCAGGAGACAUCGCAUGCGUUCGAAAUUAGGCAGUGAGGGAGUGACGCACGUUUUAUGCAGUUCAGGGUGUGGAAUACGACCUGGGGCUCCUAUAGUCAGUCACGCAGCUGAGGGGACAUUCCAAUUAAUAGGAAUUGCAGCCGGCGGAGCCCCAUGCGCUCGUCGCGCUAUGAGACGACGUCUGAACAAAGAACCACCUCUGUAUAUUGAUGUGUACCCCUACGUUACUUGGAUUAUCAAUUUUAUUACCGCUCAUGUUUUGCCUCGGCCUUACCCGGAACACUUUAUGCUAGUUGAAGGGGGAACGAGUAUCGGCAUUCAUCAUCAGUACCUCAGAACAAGAAGGAAACAAAAGGAAGGAUGGAAAGCACGUACUUAUGUUUCAGGGGACUAUUGUUAUAAGAGCUUUAAAAAACAACGAGCUACAGCAUUCUUCUAUUCAGAGAAAUUUGAAGUAAACGCUAACCCUCCUGCAAAGUUAUCGAUAUUCAUGCAGGUAUCAGCGGGCGUCGAAUGCACAAUAGUAUGCGCUCGUCUUUUGUUGCCAAAUCGUUUGGUCAUUCCGUUCAUAGAUGGAGUCGGAGGCUAUAAUAUAACUAUUUCAUUUAGCUCUUUCUGGUUCCCUUACACAUUUUACUUUUCACUUGGUUUGAACGGAAAGAACACUACGGAAAAAGAUUUCAGGAACUGGAUCAGUGAAAGAAAGCCUGGGUAUUGGUGAAACCUUCAUGGUUUACAACAUAAAAAAAAACUAUUUUAGGGACAGACGGUAUAAACAAAAAACUUGGUUAAAUAUUUAAAUCGUAAUUUUUUAACUUUGAAAGACAUAUUUAAGGGUUUAAAAUAAAUCAAAAUACCAAAAGAGUUCAUUCAAAUUUACUUUUUAUUCGUCCUCUUUGAAGCCACCCAAGUUUUAUGUAAACAAUAACAACUUCUUGUUAAAUACAGAUUAUAUUUUACUAAAUUUUCAAAUGAGUUGUGGAAAUUUACUAAAUCUUGAACCUAAUUAUUA
This is a messenger RNA of Danaus plexippus (monarch butterfly), 1597 nucleotides long. RefSeq lists its product as uncharacterized. Gene Ontology annotation, biological process: proteolysis. Gene Ontology annotation, molecular function: serine-type endopeptidase activity. The transcript is spliced from 9 exons. Bases 5 to 1306 code for a protein of 433 amino acids. The record is from RefSeq and is a predicted model, not a curated record. NCBI's taxonomy places the organism in Eukaryota, Metazoa, Arthropoda, Insecta, Lepidoptera, Nymphalidae.